CUCUGAGAACUGCUUUCAAAGGCCUUCACCUUCGACCUGUGAUGCCUUCUCAAAUAGGAGAUAGGAAGUGGCUUCAUAGAUUACAGGCAGCCCUCCAGAACUUUCUCAAGGGAUAUCCUGCAAUUGUUCGGCAACUGCAUUCAGCAGGUGAAGACAAAAGUGACACCAGUCAAAAGAAAUCCAAAGAACUUCUGGAGUCCCUUCUCCAAGCUGACAUUGUUAAAUUUGGCCACUUCUUAUUGGAUGUCAUUAAUGUCCUUAGCAUUCUGUCUGGUGUCAGUAAGAAUAGAAAUUCCUCAAUUGCUGACAUAUUUGCUACUUUAGAGUCAAUGCUGGAAAUGCUCCAAAUGUAUCAAACAAGACUAGGGCCAAAAGAACGCAUGAUGGAUUCAGCCACACACUUUCAUGGUAACUGCCUCAGAGGGAAAGAAAACAUUUCUGCUGUGAGAAACAUUGUUUUAACACAUCUUAUCAAGAGGCUUCAAGGCUGUUUCAGAGAUGCCAGCCAAAAUGUGGUGAGGGCUACAGUGAUUGGAAGUUUUAAAUUAUGGCCCACAAAGAUAAAUCAAGAAUUUGGAGAAAAAGAGGUAUCCAUCCUGACUGCACAUUAUGAACCAGUAUUAGAAGCUGCCAAUGUGAAACUUAGUGAAGUGGAUGCUGAAUGGAGCAUGUUGAAAUUAGAGAUUUAUGCCAGAUUUCCGAACAUUCGAAAAUUGACCUGAGAUUUUGUGAAUUCCAUUUACUUACACAAGUAUCCAAAUAUCCUGACACUGGUCGACCUAGUGUUGACCCUUCCUGCAAGUUCAGCUGAAGCAGAACGUGGCUUUAGUCAGAUGAAAUGGACCAAGUCACACAUGCAUGCAAAAAUCAAGGCUGAAAUUAUGACGGAUGUUCUAAUUAUUCAGUUGAAUUCUCCAGACAUUAACAAUUUUGACCCUAGGAAAGCUAUCCAUUUAUGGAAUACAAGAACACUGUCUUCAACUGGUGACGCAAGACCUGAUUCAGAUUGCUCAUCAAACUCAGAA
Messenger RNA from Rhinopithecus roxellana (golden snub-nosed monkey), 1025 nucleotides. RefSeq lists its product as uncharacterized. The record is from RefSeq and is a predicted model, not a curated record. NCBI's taxonomy places the organism in Eukaryota, Metazoa, Chordata, Mammalia, Primates, Cercopithecidae. The transcript has 5 exons. The coding region runs from base 42 to 722 and encodes 226 amino acids.